Messenger RNA from Ixodes scapularis (black-legged tick), 593 nucleotides. Its product is annotated as cytochrome P450 3A19-like. The transcript is spliced from 5 exons. The coding region runs from base 1 to 558 and encodes 185 amino acids. Gene Ontology annotation, molecular function: oxidoreductase activity, acting on paired donors, with incorporation or reduction of molecular oxygen; iron ion binding; heme binding. The record is from RefSeq and is a predicted model, not a curated record. Lineage: Eukaryota; Metazoa; Arthropoda; Arachnida; Ixodida; Ixodidae.
AUGCCCCGUUUUAUUUUCUCGAAAUACUACGAGGCUUCUAAGCUGAUACCCACGACGCAGGCUGGAAGCAUAAAUAUUGGCCCAGAUCCAAGCCUGGAUGCUGUAUCGAAGCUCAAGUACCUUCAUGGGGUCGUAUCAGAAUCACUGAGAAUGUUUCCUCCCGGAGCACGGCUGGAGCGCACUGCCUCGAAUGAUUAUGUUCUUGGUGACACCGGGAUCAAAGUUCCAAAAGGCUGCGUGAUUGCCGUACCAGUUUACGCGAUGCAUCACGAACCGGAUUAUUUUCCCGAUCCGGCAACUUUCGAUCCAAGCAGGUUUAGUGACGAGAACAUCGAUAGUAUCCGGCCGUACACUUAUCUUCCGUUCGGAGCGGGACCGCGGAACUGCCUUGGCAUGAGGUUCGCUCUUGAGGCCGUCAAGCUGUCCCUCCUGCACUCGAUUCACAGUGUCCAGUUCGUUCGUACCGAAAACACGCAGGUUCCCCUCGAGUUUGUUGCCGGAUUUGGGUCUCUCAACGCCAAGCACAUCACACUUGGAAUAAGGAAGAGGACUGUGUGAAAUAUUUUGACCUACGAUCUACGUUCUCGUUGUUC